Molecule: messenger RNA, 5007 nt
Organism: Juglans regia (Persian walnut)
Lineage: Eukaryota; Viridiplantae; Streptophyta; Magnoliopsida; Fagales; Juglandaceae
Product: disease resistance protein RUN1-like
Exons: 7
Coding region: 57-3746 (1229 amino acids)
Biological process (GO): signal transduction; defense response
Molecular function (GO): protein binding; ADP binding
Source: RefSeq, a predicted model, not a curated record
UUUUCUUUCUUUUUGUAUUUGUUUUUUUCUUUUCCGCUAGUGUACGUCUUAUCUGUAUGAUCAGAAUUGUAUACACUUGUUCUUCAAUGGUGUUCAGUUUACCCUCUUCCGCAUCAUCUUCUUCUUCUUCUUCUUCUUCCACUUCUAGAUGGUCUCACCAUGUAUUCUUGAGUUUUAGAGGAAUAGAUACUCGCAAUACUUUUACUGCCCAUCUAUAUGAUGCUCUAUGUCGAAGAGGAAUCAAUACCUACAUAGAUGAGAAAGACCUCGAAAGAGGAGAGUCCAUUUCACCUAAACUUCUCAAAGUCAUUGAGGAGUCAAUGAUUUCCAUUAUUGUAUUAUCUCCAAACUAUGCAUCAUCCACAUGGUGCUUGGAGGAGUUAACAAAGAUCCUUGAAUGUAAGGAAACAAAAAAACAAAUUGUUUUACCAGUAUUUUAUCAUGUAGAUCCAUCAGAAAUACGAAAUCAAAAAGGAAGAUUUGGAGAAGCAUUGACUAGACAUCAAGAGAGGUUCAAAGAGAACACGAAGGUGCAGAGGUGGAAGACAACCCUACAAGAGGUUGCCAAUUUGGCAGGAGAACACUUGGAAAACGGGAAUGAAUCUGAAUUUAUUCAUAAAAUUAUUCAAUGGGUGGACUCAAAAAUAGUUACAUUUACCUUCCUAAACAUUGCUGAGUAUCCAGUUGGAUUAGAGUCUAGUGUAAAAGAGUUGAAAACUCUUUUAGGAAUUGGAAGGAAUGAUAUUACUCUCAUGAUAGGGAUUUAUGGAAUUGGUGGAAUUGGUAAAACAACUAUCGCCAAAGCAGUCUAUAACUCGAUUGCAUAUCAAUUUGAAGCUAGAUGUUUUCUAGAAAAUGUUAGAGAGAUUUCAAGUCGAGAGGAUGGUUUGGUCAAACUGCAAGAUAAACUUCAUUCUGAGCUCUUUGGAGACUCUAGAAGUUUUAAUGUUGGCAGUGUUGGAGGUAUUAAUGUUAUAAAGCAUAGUCUUUGCUCCAAAAGGAUACUUCUAAUUCUUGAUGAUGUGAAUGAGUUGCUCCACCUAAAAGAAUUAGCUGGAGAUCAUAAUUGGUUCGGUCCAGGAAGUAGAAUAAUAAUAACAACAAGAGAUCAACAUCUAUUAACUUAUCAUAAGGUUGAUUCAAUGUAUGAAGUGUCGGGAUUGGAUGACAACCAAGCUAUUCAGCUAUUUAGUUGGCAUGCAUUCAAAAGAGACAAUCCACUUGAAAGUUACGUGGAACUCACAAAAUGUAUAAUUGGUUAUGCUAAGGGCCUUCCACUUGCUCUUAUAGUGCUUGGUUCAUAUCUGCAUGAUAGAAGUAUACAAGAAUGGAAAAGUGCAUUGGAAAAGUAUGAAAGAAAUAUUAAUAAGCAAAUUUAUGAAAUACUUAAAAUAAGCUAUGAUGGGUUGGAUGAUAAUGAAAAGGAUAUUUUCCUUGACAUUGCAUGUUUCUUCAAGGGGAAGCAUGUUAAAUAUGUAUUGGAAAUACUAGACCAUUGUGGUUUUUCAUCAACUAUUGGCAUCACAAGGCUUAAAGAAAAGUGUCUCAUAAAUAUUGGCAGAUCUUAUCAGAAUGUGGAGAUGCAUGACUUACUGCAAGAAAUGGGUAAAGAAAUUGUUCGACAAGAAUCUCCUAAAAAAGUUGGCAAACGUAGCAGAUUGUGGUUUCAUGAAGAUGUUCGCUAUGUAUUAGAAGAAAAUAUGGGAACAAACAAAAUUGAAGGGAUUUUGUUAGAUUUUCCAGGAGGCCAUGACAUGAUAUGCUUGCAUUCUGAGGCAUUUAUGAAGAUGAAGAAGCUUCGAUUGUUUAUAAAUCAUAAUGCACAAUUUUUUGCAGGACCUACUCAUCUCUCUAAUGAAUUAAGAGUGCUUGAUUGGUCUAAAUAUCCUUCAUCAUUUUUGCCUUCUAAUUUUCAUGGAAACAAGCUCACUAUAUUUGGAAUGCCUUAUAGCCUGAUCAAGGAGUUAGGCGACCUAAAACCCAAGAACUUGACAGAUAUGGAUUUAUCUCAUUGUAAAUUCUUAACAAAAAUUCCUGAUCUUUCAAGUAGCCCAAAUUUAAAGCAGUUGAAUCUCCAAUGCUGUGAGAAUUUAGUUGAGGUUCAUCAUUCUAUUGGAUUCCUUGAUAAGCUUUCGGUUCUUCUCGUUAAUGGAUGCUGCAAGCUUAGGAUUUUUCCGAAAAGAUUCAAGUUGAGAUCUCUAUAUUUGCUUGAAGUUUAUGAUUGCUCAAGUCUUGAGGACUUUCCCGAGAUUGAGUGUGAAAUGGAAUUUUUAUAUGGUAUAUGUCUUGAAGGCACUGGUAUAAAAGAGCUACCUGUAUCAAUUGAGAACCUCACUGAACUUAAACAAUUAGAUCUAGACGACACUGGUAUAAAAGAGCUACCUUCAUCAAUUGGGAACCUUACUAAGCUGGAAGUCCUAUCUCUAAACGACACUUGUAUAAAAGAGUUACCUUCAUCAAUUGGGAACCUCAGUGAACUUGAGAAGUUAUAUCUAAACGGCACUGUUAUAAAAGAGCUACCUUCAUCAUUUGGGAACCUCGCUAAACUUGAAGCCUUGUAUCUAAAUGGCUCGAGUAUUGAAGAACUACCUUCCUCGUUUGGAAACCUUACUCAGCUUCGAUAUUUAUAUGCAAGAGGCUGCAAAAACCUUGUGCAUCUCCCAUCUACCAUAGAUCGGUUGCAAAAUCUACGUUUUUUCCAACUCGACGGUGGUUCACAACCAAUAAACAUUGGAAAGAUCGAGGAGGAUGGUAAACAAUCCCCGCCAUCUGUUGUUUCUACAGGCGAAUAUGAAAUUGCAUCAAGUGCAGAAUUGACUCCGACAAAUUCAAGCCUUUUCAAUGAUGGUUCCUCCUCAAGCACGAAUGGAGCAUUGCUAGUUUUAAGUCUUCAAUUCUGUUGCUUAUCAGAAUCAAAUUUCUUCACGGAUGCUAAUUACUUUCCCAAUUUGGUUGAGUUAGAUCUAACUGGGAGUGAUAUUGUUAUCUUUCCUCAAAGCGACAGAUUUGCUGUGUUGCGACACCUUUGUUUGAAUAAUUGCAAGCAACUUGAAAAAAUUCUCCAGCUUCCAUUGAGUAUAGAAAAGGUUGAAGCUCGUGGAUGCACGUCAUUGGAAAGUUUUGCACAACUAUCUGAAAUUCUUUUUAAAAACAAUGGAAGGGAUUUUAAUUUCCUAAAGAUUGACUUGUACGGAUGCCAUAAACUGCUUGUGAAUAUGAGGAUUACUUCAUGGGAAGAGAGACAUCCUAAAGAACAAAAUUGGGCAUACCCUUUUAAAGCAAGAAGUAUGGGCAUUAUAUUUCCAGGAAAGAGGAUUCCAAGCUGGUUCAGGUAUAGCAAGGAGGCCCAUGAUAGUAAUUCAUGUGAAAUAGAUAUUAAUAGGACGCAUUAUUCGGAUGACAUAGAUGAAAUUGUUUUCUGUGUUGUUAUUGGAUUUAGAUUUGGGAUCAACCUAGAAAUGGAGAAGACUGCAGUUUGUGUUAGAAUCCAUGAUGGAUGGCAUUGGAAUAUGUUAUUUAUUCAAUAUAUAAUAUUUGAUUGGACGGACUCAGACCAUUUAUGGAUGGCAUUCUGUCCGCUGACUUACCGUAAAGCUUCAAGGUUUAGAUUUGAAUGUGAUUCAGAGCUCGUGGUCUUUAGAAGUGUUGGGGUCCAUUUGGUAAAGAAGCACGAAGAGAACGCAAGAGAUCAUGCAGGUUUGCUCCACGAAGAUGAUGGUGCCCAUUUUGAAGCAUCCAAUGAAUAAAUUGAAAGUUCAGUAGAUUUUAAUGGAUGGUAAGAGGCGUUAUGAAUAUGGUUCCCACCAGGAAUCCAAUUGGUACCCUCAACAAAAGAGGCAUUUCUCAACCAUGGGCAUCAGCAUAACGGAAUUAGAGAAUGACAGAUGAGAAUCCAUAGGAAGAUUUGGAUUUAGAGCUUAAAAUUGGGUUGUAAUUAAAAGGUGCAAUCUUCAGUUUUCUUUGCUGUUUCGCUGCCUUCUUAGCAACUAGACUGGAGACAGGGAGAUGCAUGACUAUGAGCUUGAAAAGAUGAAAUCCCGCCUGAACCAAACAAAUUGCUCUCCCUGCUACCAAACAAUUGUUCUUGUGUAAUUUUAUGGCUGUAAGCCUGUAAGUAUGUAUGAAGAAUCUGCAGAUGUGAAGCUGUCACUGCGACUUGCUUCAAAUGCUGACGGAGAAGUUAUGGCUCCCGAGUGUACUUCUUUCUCUUCUCCUUUGAAUUGAAAUAAAGAUUGACUGACCUGAGUCCUGAAACUUCAACCACUCUGACGAAAAGAGACUGCUGCAUUUUCUUGCAUCCUUCGUUUGCUCGGUAUGGUGGUGGGUAGUGGUAUGGUGCUCCAUAUGCAAUGGGAUGUUCGACAGCACAGGCUAGAUUUUAACGACUCCCAUGCUUUAUUAUUUGGUUUCAAAUUUCCCCUUUCGGUUUGCUUGAAGUUCAUUCGGUGUUCUUGCAAAUGGUCUCUCUGAUUCUCAUUUUCUUUCUAUUUUUUGAUAGGAGAUUCUAAUUUUCUUUCUUAAGUCUAAACUCCUUGAUUUUCUGAGAUGAUUUCUUCAAGCAUUUGCUGAUUUUAAGUAGUCUUCUUGUGUUUAAUCUUGGGAAUCUUCUUGCAGAUUGUUUUUUUUUUCUGGGCUUGUGCAAUUGUCGGUAACAAAGGAGGAGCUUGAUUUUCUGCAGCAUUUAUUGCGUAUCAUCAGCCUAUCAGGUUGGCAAGAAUUGAUGAGAUCAUUGGCAGAUUUGAGAGUGAAAGGGUUUCAUUUGAAAGUUCUGUGGAGCGUAACCAUAGACUUUGAUGCAGAGGAUGAAUAUGAGUAUGGAGGUCUGGCCUCGCCUGAGGAAUGAAGAUUGGGGUAUUUUCCCAUUUUUGUUUUUAAGUGUUCUUUAUUGGUUUGAUGGAAUUUGGAUGACUAUAAUAUUUUCUCGUCUAUGUUUGAUGAAUUUGGACUUAUCGAUUAUUUGGAAGGUGACGUUUUAAAUUUUUUGGUACUAUUAGAAUUAAUGACUGC